CCUCCGUAGCUGUCACUGCAAGAAAGUUUGUCCCGGUGCGGCCGCCGUAGCGAGACGCACUUCCGGCGUCGAAGGAGACAGUAGAGGAGCUGGGAGCGCGAUGGGUCAAAGUCAGAGUGGUGGACAUGGUCCUGGGGGUGGCAAGAAGGAUGACAAGGACAAGAAAAAGAAAUACGAGCCUCCAGUUCCAACUAGGGUGGGAAAAAAGAAGAAGAAAACAAAGGGACCAGAUGCUGCCAGCAAAUUGCCGCUUGUAACACCUCAUACUCAGUGCAGGCUAAAAUUGUUGAAAUUGGAGAGAAUUAAAGAUUAUCUUCUCAUGGAAGAAGAGUUCAUCAGAAAUCAAGAACAAAUGAAACCACUGGAAGAAAAGCAAGAGGAAGAACGAUCAAAGGUGGAUGAUCUGAGAGGGACCCCAAUGUCUGUUGGGACCUUGGAGGAGAUCAUUGAUGAUAAUCAUGCCAUUGUGUCUACCUCGGUCGGGUCAGAGCAUUAUGUCAGCAUUCUGUCGUUUGUAGACAAGGAUCUGCUAGAACCAGGAUGUUCUGUUCUCCUCAACCAUAAGGUUCAUGCUGUGAUAGGAGUUCUGAUGGAUGACACUGAUCCCCUUGUUACGGUGAUGAAAGUAGAGAAGGCCCCACAGGAGACAUAUGCUGAUAUUGGUGGAUUGGAUAACCAGAUCCAAGAAAUUAAGGAAUCUGUGGAGCUUCCCCUCACUCAUCCUGAGUAUUAUGAGGAGAUGGGUAUUAAACCACCUAAAGGAGUCAUUCUCUAUGGCCCGCCUGGCACAGGUAAAACCUUGUUAGCCAAAGCUGUAGCAAACCAGACUUCAGCGACCUUCCUCAGAGUUGUUGGUUCUGAGCUUAUACAGAAGUACUUGGGAGAUGGGCCCAAACUCGUUCGAGAAUUGUUCCGAGUAGCCGAGGAACAUGCUCCAUCGAUUGUCUUCAUUGAUGAAAUUGAUGCCAUCGGUACCAAAAGGUAUGAUUCAAAUUCAGGUGGAGAAAGAGAAAUUCAGCGAACAAUGUUGGAAUUGUUGAACCAGCUGGAUGGGUUUGACUCUAGAGGAGAUGUGAAAGUGAUUAUGGCCACAAACCGAAUAGAAACUUUGGAUCCAGCACUAAUCAGACCAGGACGUAUUGACCGGAAGAUUGAGUUUCCUCUGCCAGAUGAAAAGACCAAAAAGCGCAUCUUUCAGAUUCAUACAAGCAGAAUGACUUUGGCAGAUGAUGUAACUUUAGAUGAUUUGAUCAUGGCGAAAGAUGACUUGUCUGGAGCAGAUAUCAAGGCAAUCUGUACAGAAGCCGGCCUCAUGGCCCUAAGAGAACGUAGAAUGAAAGUAACAAAUGAAGACUUCAAAAAAUCUAAAGAAAAUGUACUUUAUAAGAAACAGGAAGGCACCCCAGAGGGACUGUAUCUCUGAAUGAACCGUGCUGCCUUCGUGAGAGCUGUUGGGAACUUUCCAGACCCCCUGAGAUAACAACACUGGGAGAAUUGAAGGGGCGUCAGUGUUCUAGUAGGUCUUUAUGAGCAAGGAUUUUUUUAUACAUUACUCAGAUAUGAUGUGCGGGGUACCCAUUGAACUGUGCUAGGCUUUUGUGCACUGUGCUAUACUGUAUUCCACAAUAAAACAUUCUCUUUCAGAAGGCA
Molecule: messenger RNA, 1650 nt
Organism: Dromiciops gliroides (monito del monte)
Lineage: Eukaryota; Metazoa; Chordata; Mammalia; Microbiotheria; Microbiotheriidae
Gene: PSMC1
Product: proteasome 26S subunit, ATPase 1
Exons: 11
Coding region: 101-1423 (440 amino acids)
Biological process (GO): proteasome-mediated ubiquitin-dependent protein catabolic process
Cellular component (GO): proteasome regulatory particle, base subcomplex
Molecular function (GO): ATP hydrolysis activity; proteasome-activating activity; ATP binding
Source: RefSeq, a predicted model, not a curated record